This is a messenger RNA of Mugil cephalus (flathead mullet), 2261 nucleotides long. RefSeq names its product calcineurin-like EF-hand protein 1 (gene chp1). NCBI's taxonomy places the organism in Eukaryota, Metazoa, Chordata, Actinopteri, Mugiliformes, Mugilidae. Gene Ontology annotation, molecular function: calcium ion binding. The record is from RefSeq and is a predicted model, not a curated record. The transcript is spliced from 7 exons. Bases 400 to 987 code for a protein of 195 amino acids.
AAGGAGUAUUAGGGAAUACUAGGGAAGUAGGGAGGUAGAGUAAAGAGAGCGCUAAGGGAGGCGGCCCAGUAAACCCCACCCACUUUAAUAAACAGGAAGAUAACCUGACCGAAACACUGGAUCGAAACCCUCAACAUGAAAAGGCAACCGGCCGGAGAAAAACAGUAAUAGCACACAGGCUCCCCGCCGAGCUACACCGACAAGAAGACACAAACCGGCUGUUUGGACUGGACUCCACGCGCCCGUUUUACUUCCUAGCAACGACCACAGCGGACGAAGCUCGCUAACUUAGCCACUUUGCUAACUUUUAACAGUCAGUCCCGGACAGAGAUUAUUUCACAGCUGGUGUGGUUGCGCAAGGAGUCAGCUCGUUUUUGACGCCCUUUUUUACUUUUCACCAUGGGAUCCAGAGCGUCCACGUUACUCCGAGAAGAGGAAAUUGAAGAAAUUAAGAAGGAGACCGGCUUCUCCCACAGUCAGAUCACCCGCCUGUACAGCCGCUUCACCAGCCUGGACAAAGGGGAAAACGGCACUCUAAGCCGUGAAGAUUUCCAGAGGAUUCCAGAGUUGGCCAUCAAUCCUCUCGGAGACAGAAUCAUCAACGCAUUCUUCCCUGAGGGAGAGGACCAGGUGAACUUCAGAGGCUUCAUGCGGACGUUGGCUCACUUCAGGCCGAUAGAGGACAACGAGAAGAACAAGAACGCCGCCACCAGCGAGCCGCUCAACAGCAGGACAAACAAGCUGCUCUUCGCUUUCCGCCUCUAUGACCUGGACAGAGAUGACAAAAUCUCUCGGGAUGAGCUGCUGCAGGUCUUACGGAUGAUGGUCGGCGUGAACAUUUCAGACGAACAACUCGGCAGCAUUGCCGACCGCACCAUCCAGGAGGCCGACACAAACGGAGACAACUCCAUUUCCUUCAAUGAAUUCAUCAAGGUCUUGGAAAAGGUGGACGUGGAACAGAAAAUGAGCAUCCGGUUCCUGCACUAAGUUUCUUUUUUCCUCUUUGUCUUCUUUUGAGCUUGAACAUGUCAUUUGAUGUCAGGACACAACCUCAUCCAGAUUCUCAGCAGGCAGCCGUGGCCCUCACCACGAGAACACGCUGUCAGAACAAGCAUUCGGUAGAUAACACCAUAGAUCCUGAGUUUCUGCCUCCGCAUCGUAAAACAAAGGGAAAAAGUUGCGUGCCUUGGGAUGUUUUAUGCAAUGUCACUCUGUAUUUUUUUUUUUUUUUUUUUUCCCGGUAAUGGAACAUUAUUUAUUAGAAAACUUUUAGGGCCUCAUAGUUGGUGCCUCCGCUGUUCCAACUUUUUUAUAGACCAUAAAGCUUGUUGCUGUUGCAGUGAGUAAGUUCAUCCAAGCGGUUCCACUGAUAUUUAACACAUGCUACGUCUUUGUCUGUAUAACUUAUGCAAUAGUCCGAAGUGAAACUUGUAACAUGUGUGAUUCCACUUAAGAAAAAGUCAGUGUUUUCAGUGUCAGCAGGACCUAAUGAAUCCUGGUGGCAGAGCGAGUCAGACCAGUCGGCUUUUAUGUUUGUCCCCAGAAGAAAAAGCAGGACUCGCUUCCCAGAUGUUUGUGUUUUACUCACUGAAGUGCCACAGCUUUGGUUCUCCAUUGUAAGUUAUUAUCUCGACAGUAAGCAGGAGCCCACUGCUACGUUUGUGUGAGUCGUUUUUCUUGUACGGAUUAACCUCGCCACUGCCAAUAAACGUAACCCGGCCUCUCUAGGGGCUUAUUCAUUUACAACUAAAAACGGUGAAACAUACCGUCUCCUCGGCAUGAGGCAGUGUAACAGAACACGAACCUUCUCGAGAAGUUUCCCCACUCUCUGCUAGAGCCUUAUGAACGCCUGCCUAUCAGGUGCUAUCGUGGAAAUUGGGUUGUAGACCAGUUACUUUGUAGGUUUAGAUCAGCCAAAGAUAACCCGCUAUGCUUCUAUUUAUAUGAUCAGUCCGGUAACGAAAUAUGUUUGUUCAUUCAUGCACUGUUCACCGUUGAAAUCGUCACGGACGAGAAUCAAAUGUAUAAAAAUAUUGUCUGUACAGGCCAAUGGUUAUGACUUGGAGAGCUGAUGUCUGAUCCUUUAAUCUUUAACGUGAGUUUGUCGAAUAAUUACACCCUCCAGCAGGAAAUACAGCUCAACCAUUUUAUCAAUCAUUAUGUGAUUAUCAGUGGGAUAUGAUCCACGUGUUAUGUGACGUCGGUCUAGGUAUUAUCAAGUGAUUCAUGAAUUUGAUUUAAAUAAAAUCAGUGCCAUGCUU